Patiria miniata (bat star) is the source of this 1062-nucleotide messenger RNA. RefSeq lists its product as uncharacterized. The record is from RefSeq and is a predicted model, not a curated record. The transcript has 4 exons. Bases 163 to 996 code for a protein of 277 amino acids. NCBI's taxonomy places the organism in Eukaryota, Metazoa, Echinodermata, Asteroidea, Valvatida, Asterinidae.
CUUCGGAGAUGCAGCCAGGCGCCAAUUGGCGCAUUGAUAUUCUUCUCCUAGUUACAAUGCUGAUGAACCACUGUUCCGUGCCUUUAAUUUUUUCUUCAUCUGCAGAUCGCAUUUUUGAAUUUGAACACUCUCACAUCUCUCCUCAGUGAAGUACCGGGAAUUAUGUUGCUGAUAACUCUCAUACUUGUCUGCCCCUGCAUGGGGGCAGCUGUUGUCGGAGAGAAGUGCGAUGGGAUCCGUGGUACUUUCGAGUAUUUUCCAGUCGAAGGUCGCACUCUUUCCGGCAGCGUAUACCGGAGGUUUCGGCCCGUCAGCUCGGCCACUUGCGGGCAGAGAUGUCACUUUUCUCCGGAGUGCGCGUCCUUCAACUACUGUCCGCGGAGCCGAAGAUGCGAUCUCAACAACAGCACGAGAGCUUCACGGGAGUUGAUUCAAGAUGAAUUUUGUAUCUACUACGAUGCUAAUAAGACAACAGCAUUUUAUUCAUACAUCCCUGGCCCUGGGCCGACAGUCAUGCCACAUGUCGUAACAACGCCAGUGUCGUGUUCUUAUGUGACCACACCAAUGACACCUUACGAGUACACGUACGUGCUGCCGCACGUGAAUUUGGGAACGAAUUUCCGUGUGAAUUUCUCAUUGCGUGCCCCUCGGAAUGGUAACAUCGCGCUGUCAUCACUGCCAAACGACUCAGGAGUAUUCUACGAAAUAAUUAUCGGUGGUUACACGAACACGAAGAGCGCCAUCCGUACGUGCAAGGCGUGUGAUGCUGGUCAGCUACAGAUUACUACCAACGGAAUCCUUUCAGAUGCGGAGGAUCGUCUUUUCUGGAUCGAGUACAAUGAUGGGAAUGUGCAGGUUGGGACGGGAGGAAAUUCUCCCUCCCCGAUGAUGAGUAAGAAUUGGUACGGUGGGCAGCGUCCAAGUACGGUUUACGUGGGCGUGUCCACGUGGCAAGACGCAAGCGGUCACUGGUUCUUUCUGGACUUUUGUGAAUGAAAGGCAUAUUGGGGCAGAUAUUAGGCCAAAAAAAAAAAUAAGUCGGUCUCUGGUCAGCGCGCGCGU